Molecule: messenger RNA, 1141 nt
Organism: Tripterygium wilfordii
Lineage: Eukaryota; Viridiplantae; Streptophyta; Magnoliopsida; Celastrales; Celastraceae
Product: thymidine kinase a
Exons: 4
Coding region: 191-904 (237 amino acids)
Biological process (GO): thymidine metabolic process
Molecular function (GO): ATP binding; thymidine kinase activity
Source: RefSeq, a predicted model, not a curated record
CUCCGAAUUUUUCAAAAACCAGAAUUCCAGAUCCAACACGAGCACCCGCUUCUCCUCUCCUAUAAAUCACAGAAGUUGAGAUGGAACGCUCCCCAUCUCUGAGAUCCCGCCAAGGUAGAUUUCAAAUUUUCUUCCCUUCAUAGGCUAAUUUCUUGCCUUUCUAGCCCUAGUUUCGAUCCCUGAUAAGGCCAUGGCUUCGUUGAAGUCUUCGAUUUGCUUCAAUUCGACGACCGCCGGUGGUGCCGCUCGAAUUAGUUCUUAUCACCGUACUUCUGGGGAGGUUCACGUCAUUGUUGGCCCGAUGUUCGCCGGAAAAACCACAGCCCUUCUCCGUAGGAUCAAAUCGGAAGGUAGCGACGGCAGAAACGUGGCGAUGAUAAAAUCCAGUAAAGAUACAAGAUAUGCGAAAGAUUCAGUUGUAACGCACGACGGAGUGAAAUUCCCGUGCUGGGCACUGCCAAAUCUGAUGUCGUUCCGUCAGAGAUUCGGCGAUGAUGCCUAUGAAAAGCUGGAUGUCAUCGGCAUCGACGAGGCCCAAUUUUUCGAAGAUUUGUACGAUUUCUGCUGCACGGCCGCAGAUCUCGAUGGCAAAACAGUGAUUGUCGCUGGCCUGGACGGUGAUUACUUAAGAAGAAGCUUUGGUUCUGUGCUCGACGUAAUACCCCUAGCAGACACUGUAACGAAGUUGACAGCUCGAUGUGAGCUCUGUGGCAAAAAGGCUUUCUUCACAUUGAGGAAGACGGAGGAGACGCGGACUGAACUGAUUGGAGGGGCUGAUGUUUACAUGCCGGUCUGCCGCCAGCACUAUGUGAAUGGGCAGGCGGUUAUAGAAGCAACGAGGAGCGUGCUUGAGUCUCGCAAACUUAAAACUGAUACUCAUCUUGAGGUUGCUUCUGUUGUUUAGGAUGAUUCAAUUUGCUAUAACCUGCUAGUCUCAAUAGCUUCUGAAUGUUGUUGGGCUUGUUUUUAUUUAUAUCUGCAUAGAAUCUAUAGACAUGUUGAAGUUUCCCUGAAUCAGCAAUGGAAAAUAUCGCCUGGUCAAUUGAUUCUUAUUGAAUCAUAGAUAUGUGCUUGAAAUUGUGUCUUAAAUUCUGGAAAGUUGAGAAUCUUUUCUUUGGGUUGCAAAGUUUUUGAGUCUGCA